Alternaria burnsii is the source of this 1488-nucleotide messenger RNA. RefSeq names its product pisatin demethylase. The record is from RefSeq and is a predicted model, not a curated record. The coding region runs from base 1 to 1488 and encodes 495 amino acids. NCBI's taxonomy places the organism in Eukaryota, Fungi, Ascomycota, Dothideomycetes, Pleosporales, Pleosporaceae. Gene Ontology annotation, molecular function: oxidoreductase activity, acting on paired donors, with incorporation or reduction of molecular oxygen; heme binding; iron ion binding. The transcript is spliced from 2 exons.
AUGGCUCUACUUCAAAUUUUCCCUUGUAUUUUCAUCACUUUCAUCACAUAUUUUAUCGCUAUACCUAUCAUUCAGAUAUCAAUUUCUCCAUUGCGUAAAGUCCCCGGACCCUUUUUCGCCCAAUUCACGAGACUCUGGGAAUGGCAUGCAACUGAAAAGUACGAUUUUGCCUCACUAAACAUCGCUCUGCACAAGAAAUAUGGGCCCAUCGUUCGUCUUGGACCUAAUCGCUAUAGCGUCAACGAUGCCGAAGCAACCAGGAUCCUUCUCGGCCACACCAACGCCCUAGAUAAAUCACGAUACUACAUUCCUUUUGGCUCACCUACGAGCCCUAAUAUAUUCACUGAACCAAGAAUCUCGGCUCAUAAGAUCCUCCGUCGUCCGAUUACCGCACUCUACUCAACCACUAGCUUGCUCUCCUAUGAAUGUUUUGUGGAUACAUGCAACAAAAUUCUGGUCAACCGCCUCCGCGAAUACGCGCUCAACGACAAAGAGCUAGAUAUGCGACAGAUGAUGCAAUUCUACGCUUUCGACGUGAUUGGAGAAAUCACUGCAGGAUCCCGUUUUGGAUUCAUGGAAGAUGAUGGCGACAAGAAUAACAUGAUCGCUCCUAUUGACGAAACGGUUAAGAAGGGGGCACUGCUUGGACUCGUACCCGAAGUGAUCUACCCGAUUCUAUAUAUCGCUGGCAUCUUCAAAAUAAAACCAGCAUUCCAGAAGGUCAUUGAUUUUGCGGUCCUACAGAUACAUAAGCGUACUUCGGGACACACAAAAUCGAGAGAUGAUCGCCAGGAUUUCGUCGACAAGUUAUUGCCGCUUGAACUGGAGGGAAGAAUCACCAGGAUGAACACUGUCGAUGCCUGUGGUAGUAACAUCGGAGCUGGUUCAGACACGACUGCUAUCUCCCUUACCGCUACCUUUGCGUACCUAGCCAUGAACCCUAAGGCGUGUGCUAAACUACGGGACGAACUCGACAAAGCCACGAGCAAUGGAAUGCUUUCGGAUCCAGUAACUUUUCAGGAAGCACAAAGAUUGCCCUAUCUUCACGCUGUCAUCUAUGAAUCUCUCCGCAUACAUUCCGCUGUUGGUGCGCCAUUGACUCGUGUUAUUGGUAAAGAAGGUGCUACUCUCGUGGGUCAAUACUUCCCUCCUGGAACUGAAGUCGGCGUCAAUCCUUGGGUCGCACACUACAACACUGAAGUCUUCGGUCCUGAUGCAGCGAAAUUUGUGCCUGAACGCUGGUUGACCGAUGAUGCUGAGAAGCUGUCUAACAUGAAUCGCAACUUUUUAGCCUUUGGCGCAGGACCGAGGACAUGUCUAGGGAAAAACAUCUCUUUAUUAGAGAUGUUUAAAGUGGUGCCGCAGGUUAUGAGAAAUUUUGACUUUGAGAUUGUGGCAGAUAAACGAACAGCGAAAGGAUAUGCUUGGAAGACUUACUGGUUUACAAAGCAAGAUUGUAAGUGUCGUGUUGUAGAGCGAAGGGUGUAG